This is a messenger RNA of Oenanthe melanoleuca, 2789 nucleotides long. It is a transcript of the gene RNASEH2B, whose product is annotated as ribonuclease H2 subunit B. Gene Ontology annotation, biological process: RNA catabolic process; ribonucleotide metabolic process. Lineage: Eukaryota; Metazoa; Chordata; Aves; Passeriformes; Muscicapidae. Bases 74 to 838 code for a protein of 254 amino acids. The record is from RefSeq and is a predicted model, not a curated record. Gene Ontology annotation, cellular component: ribonuclease H2 complex; nucleoplasm. The transcript has 10 exons.
CCCCGCCCGCCAUGUUGCGGCGGCGGCGGCGGGAGCGGCAGCGGCGGCGGUGCGCGGUGGCGGCGCUCGGAGCAUGCCGGGCGCACGGAGCGGGCCGGGCGCGCAGCCCGCGCAGUGGGUGCUCAUUGCCCCAGAGGCUGCUCUUGACCCCCCGAAGGCACCUGACAGCGAACCCUUGUUUGCAAAACUGCGCAACCCAAGCACAGGAGAAGCAACCCUUUACUUAUUCAAUAGUGGUGCACAGCAGCUGUUUGAAGUAAAAGCUUUUCAUGAGGAACGUCGUUCCUGGUUUGUAGGUCAGACUGUUCAACAGGAUGGACGCCUGCUGUUUGUUACACCAAUGGACCCCUUAUUUCUGAUACUUUACUACCUCAUAAAGGCAGACAAAGAGCAGCAAGGAAAGUUCCAGCCACUUGAUCAAGUUGUGCUAGACUCAGAAUACCCUAGCUGCCCGUUGCUGCUGAAGUGUGCAGAUGUUAAACAGUACAUACAGCACAUAACAGAAGAAAAAGAGAUUGGCAGUCAGAAAUUCCACAAAUACAGCCAAGAGAAGACACUGAAGUGGUUAAAGAAAAAGGUUAAUCAAACAGUGAAAGCACUUAAAAGCAACAAUAUAUUGGUAGGUGAAAGGGUGCUUGCAAGUACAUUUAUCGACAGUAAACAGAUCACAGAUGCUCAGGAAGACUAUGUUCGGUAUGCCCAUGGGUUAGUAUCGGAGUAUAUUCCUGAAGAUCUGAGUAAGGAGUUGCUAAAAUACUUGGGGCUCCCAGAACUUAAAAGCCCAGCACCAGAGCCACCACUGAAGAUGCCUGAGAAAAGACGUGCAAAGAAGAAAUGAAAGGAGCAUAAGGAGACUCACUUAUAUUAUUGCAACUUGCCAUAAUCACAAAGCUGCUGUUGAAGGCUUUUUCUUUUUAACGCACUUUCUGAAAAAUAAAUGCUUGACAUCGGACAUGCCCUGUUCCAAGAAAAAGCAAAUCUCAGCAGAUGAGCAUUGUUAAAUAUGCGGUGUGUUAAACAUACAGUGCUUCAAAUUUUAUAGCUCACACACGAUUGGCCUAUCGGGCCCUUCCAGGAAAGCACUUACGAGCAUGCCUAAUGUUAAGCACAUGAGCAGUGAUCCCAAACUCAGCCGUGGUGUCCGUGUGGGUAAGUGCUUUGCUGGAUCGGUGCCUGCAGCCCUGUUAGGUGCUGAGCAUCCUGAUCCAUAUCCAGCAAAGCACUUAGGUCCAUGCUUAUCUUGAAGUGGAAGAGCCAGUCUAGUAUUUGUGCAUUAGUGUUCACCAUAAAAUCUCUCUUGGCACAAUGGCUCAUAUGCUUAAAAUUAAGCACCUGCCCAAGUAUUUUGCAAGGUCAGACCAACUGCAUUCUUGAGCAAGUCUUAAAUACUUGAUUUUUAUGAAAAUUUUUUUACUCAUUUUUUUAAUAGAAUGCAUGCUUUUAGUGACCAUAAUUACAAGUUUUAGAAGCUGUAUAGCAGAAUAUGUUUAUAUAGCAUGUUCUAUGCAAUUUUGUUCUUUCUUUUUCAAAAUCUGUCCAAAAUCAGAAAAGUGGCCUUUUUGGAUGAGAAGUCCAAUGUUCAGUCAUAAAAUCAACCAAAAUGGAAAAAAAACCAAUGUUAACUCUUUUUAGGACAUUUAAAUUUUUAAAAAUAAUUUCACUGAGUUUGAUUUACACGAUUUUGUCUAACGCUGACCUGUUUUACAGAAGGUGUCACCUAGUUGAGGUUAUGUAGACAGUCUGACUCUUAAGUGCUAAAGCUUUGGGUAAAGGUUGUGUGUUCAGAAGGGCAGAUGGAGAAGCUGGCUUUUUAAAUUUUACUUCUUUUAUUCUAAGGGUUUGAAGCCUUACAGACAUGUACAUUUUGUGUUAAGAACUAAACCAAAACCUGUGUAAUUCUUCAGGUUAAAAAAAAAAAAAAAAACCAAAACAAAACUAAUUAUCUUUUUUUUAAUUAAUUUAAGCAACACUUUCUGUGGAGUGAGCUUCAACCAAAAUGUCAGCCUGAGUCUACAUAAAAAAUGGAGAAAGUGGAUGCUAAUGAGGUCCUCAAGUGAUUUGUGUCAUAUGCAGUCUGUUGUUCUUAACUUAAAUACCUGUAUAUCAAACUACUAUUAAUGUGUAACUCUUCUCUGGAGAACUUUUUUGUGUUAAUAAUUGACAGGAUUUUGAACAGAAUGAAUGUUUACUUCUGUAAAUUAUAGGUGUGACCCCAGUUCACAGAUGCCUACAGCAAAUGACUAAAAUGCUUGGUAAUGCUUGAAUGUAUUUGAAGUGUUCUAGGUAAAACAUAAAGUAAUAUUUUACAUCAACUGUAGCAAAUUUUGCCUAACUUUGAGUAAAAAAGAGCUCCAAGAAGAGUUUAUUAUGACAUUGCUGAAAACUUAAUUCAAAGACAGAGAAAAUAGCUUAUUCAACUUUCUUUUCAGCUGAUUCUGUUCAUCUCUGUUUCAGAAUAUGAAAAACCUGAGCUGUUAACUGUUUAGAAAUCAUAUAUGAAAGGAAAUGUAAUCUGGAAGCCUGUUUUGGGAAUUUGCACUGAAUUAUUUUUGUUAGUCUGGUGAAGCAAUGUGCACUUUCCCUUUUUAUGGAAAAAAUAUUUAUUUUAAAAUGGUUUUUAGGAAUACUGGAAGAAUAUUGUGUGGGUCCAAAAUGAAAUUUCUAUUUUUCUAGCUUACAAUAAAAAACACUUGAUAUAUGAAUUAAGAUUAUAUAUUUCAGUAUAUGAUUCAAUAUUUUUGUAAGAUUUUAUUUUUAAUUAAUGUACAAGAAAGAAAUAAAUGCCUUUG